CAAACAUGUCUGCGUCAAAUUCCCGGCCGAGAGUGUUCUUUGCAAAUUUAGAUUUUGGGAAAAAAUCCGAAAUCGAAGCUCAGAGUCCAGUAUACUUUUAGUAAUUUUAAGUAAAUUAAUAAUAUAUCACAAUGCUUAUCAAAGUCAAGACCCUCACUGGAAAAGAAAUCGAAAUAGAUAUAGAACCUACAGAUAAAGUUGAACGAAUAAAAGAAAGAGUUGAAGAAAAAGAAGGCAUUCCUCCACAACAACAGAGGCUUAUAUUCUCAGGAAAGCAAAUGAAUGAUGAAAAGACAGCACAAGAUUACAAAGUACAAGGUGGAUCAGUUCUGCAUUUAGUCCUGGCACUUCGUGGUGGCAAACCUGUAUAAUUGUAAUGUAGCUCCAUAAAAACUAGGAUACUUUAAAUCAUACUUUACUGUGUAUUCUUUAAGUCAAAAUAUUGCAAUCUGAAUAAUAAAUUUUUUUAUUUU
Diabrotica balteata is the source of this 473-nucleotide messenger RNA. The record is from the annotation of a GenBank genome assembly. NCBI's taxonomy places the organism in Eukaryota, Metazoa, Arthropoda, Insecta, Coleoptera, Chrysomelidae.